Messenger RNA from Pezoporus occidentalis (night parrot), 5196 nucleotides. It is a transcript of the gene TEX14, whose product is annotated as testis expressed 14, intercellular bridge forming factor. Gene Ontology annotation, cellular component: intercellular bridge; midbody; kinetochore. The record is from RefSeq and is a predicted model, not a curated record. The transcript is spliced from 29 exons. Lineage: Eukaryota; Metazoa; Chordata; Aves; Psittaciformes; Psittacidae. Gene Ontology annotation, biological process: mitotic spindle assembly checkpoint signaling; mitotic sister chromatid separation; attachment of spindle microtubules to kinetochore. Bases 19 to 4416 code for a protein of 1465 amino acids. Gene Ontology annotation, molecular function: ATP binding; protein binding; protein kinase activity.
UUCUGUUGAGGAAAGAAUAUGGCUCACACUGUCCGUCUGACCAUGCCCUGCCCUACCCAGCUUGGCAGCAUCAUAGGUGACUCCCUGGAAGCUCAGCUGCAUGAGUGUGUCAGGCAAGGAAACUCUGUGAGAGUAAAGAAGCUGCUGAAACAAGGUGUUUUUGUUGAUGCUGUAAAUUCCAUGGGCCAGACUUCUCUCUUCACUGCUGCAUUGCUGGGUCUUGGUAAAAUAGUGGAUAUACUGCUGGAUUAUGGCUCUGAUGCUAAUCAUCGCUGUUACGAUGGAAGCACUCCAGUCCAUGCAGCUGCAUUCUCAGGAAAUCAGUGGAUUCUUAGCAGGUUAUUGGAUGAAGGAGGUGAUUUGAGGGUGCAUGAUAAGAAUGGGAAAAAACCUCAGUGCUGGGCUAUGUCAGCUGAUAAAGAAACCAGUGCUCAGAUGCUGAAAUUUAUACAGCGUUGCACAUGGCACAUGCAGGCUGCCAUUCAAAAUUUUCCCCCUGAUCUACUCAGGAAGGUUGGCUCCUCAAAAGCCCUGGCCUACAGUCCAUCUCGGUUAGGUAGCCUUGUGCAAGGAAGUGUUGUCAGUCCUCUGGGCAGAUUUCUAAAAGGUGGAGCUAAUGCAGCCAAGAACGUUUACAGCUUUGGAUUUGGGAAGUUUUAUCUUGCAGGUAACGGGCAUCUUGAGUACUUGGCAUCUCUCCUUAUUAUUGGGGAAAAAGACCUGGUUCAGGCAGAUGAUGAACCAGCAUUCUCUUACCAUGUUGGUCCAUACAUGGUCAUGACAAACUUAAUGUGGGGAGGCAGCAGAGUUACAGUGAAGGAACUUGGCUUAGAGCCCCAUCAGAGCUGCAGUAAACUGCGCUUCGCCGAUCUUCUUGUUGCAGAGCAGGAACACAGCAGUAAACUCAGACAUCCUCAUUUGCUACAGUUGAUGGCUGUGUGUCUGUCUAGUGACUUGGAGAAAACCCGUUUGGUAUAUGAAAGAGUUAACUUUGGUACUCUGUACAGUAUCCUUCAUGAAAGGCAUACAGAAUUCCCAGUACUGCACAUGGAGAUAAUUUUGCAUGUGCUGCUUCAAAUUAUCGAUGCUUUGCGUUUUCUACACUCCUGUGGAUUUAUUCACCGUUCAGUUACCUCGUACGCUAUUCAGAUUGUUUCUUCUGGUGAGGCAAAGCUGUGCAACUUGGAAUACAUGAUAGAGAGCAAAGAUGGUGGAGAACACAGUGAUCUGACACGUAUUCCUGUCCCAGUGCAGCUGUAUAAGUGGUGCUCUCCUGAAGUAAUCUUUGAAAAAGUUGUCACAGUCAAAUCGGAUAUUUAUAGCUUCUGUGCAGUAGUGCAGGAGGCCUUGACAGAGACCCUCCCCUGGAAGGGUUGCAAAGACUCAGUUAUUAAACAGCUCAUAAUUUCAGGACAGCAGUUGGAAGCAGAUGUUAGACUUCCUGUGCCUUAUUACGAUAUUGUAAAGUCAGGGCUGGAACCUAAACAGAAGAACCGCUCCAUGAAUCUUCAGGAUAUUCAAUAUAUGCUGAAAAACGACUUAAAGGAUUUACUUAAGUCUCAAACUGGUCAUGCUGAUGAAAUGCCGAAAGCACAGAGACCCACUGGUUUUGCAGAUGUGAACGUCUGCUUGGUAUCAGCUGCAAGAACCCAGAAUAAAACACAGGAAUUUGGGGGAAAACAGAAAACCAAGGCUGACAGCUCUACUUCCUCAAUAUACUCUCUUUUUCCUGAGGAGAAAAGUGUUUUAGUGCCCCAAGAGGCAUCAACCAGUCUACAGACAGUUACACAGAGUGAAAAUCAGGAUGUGGCUUCUGAGCUUGAGAUGACCAUGAGUGUCAGUGAUGUGGAUGACAGCCUCUGUAGUUUUGAAAUCAAUGAAAUCUUUGCCAGUUUCCCAGAACUUCACAAAGACUUCCUGGAAGAAGGGGCUGGAUUAAGUCAAACUCUAAAGGACAAAAAAAGGCAGCAAAAGGAAGAAAAUAAGGCUACCUUCAAAGAAGAAGAGAAGGCUAGCUUCAAAGACGUGUCUGCAUCCCCUAGAGUGCACUGUGAGGAAAAGCCAGUUUAUGAGGAAGACAGCUUUUCGGAGUCAGAUACAGAGUACUCUACAGAAGCCCAGCAGAGCAUGAGUGAGGCCUCUGAACUGGCACAGGUGAGAGAUGCUGGCAGACUGGUGAGUAAUCUGUCCAGAACUGAGCAGCGCAUCAGCAAAUGUGUCCUUAGUGUAAAGAUAUCUCAAAGCAUGGUGCAGCAGAUAUCAGAUUCCCUGUGCAGGCUAGAGGAGAAACUGGACAAAUCAGAGGCCACUAAAAACCAGAACAAGAUGCGCCAGGAAGUCAGAAUGAAUCGGCUUUCUAAGCAAAACUUUCAAGGACACUCUAACAGAUCUGAUGGUACUUCCCAAAAUACUGAUAACCCUUUUUCUGGAGUUAAUACCUUUUCAUGGAAGGCUGUAGGUCCACCAUCAAGAAACUAUGUUCCACCAGUAGUAACAUGUCAGGCCCAAGGAGCAUUGGGUGGAGGUGUUUUCCAAGCUGUUUCAAAGACAGCAAAAGCAAUCGAGGCAAUUCAGAAUGAGAAGUGGAAGUGCUUUCAUGAGGUGAAUAAGAGUAAAAAUGAAAACAACCAUCAUGAUACCACCUUUACUGUGAUGAAAAUACAGGACGAUCAAGUGAGCCUGGACCACGAGAAUUUAUUCCCACAUUUGUCUGUAAGAAGCAAAACAAAGUCCAAUUUGCAGUAUCAGAGAGGAGGCGAUUCACAUUCUGCAGCAAGUGGAAGUGAAGAAGAGAGGUGGUGCUAUCCAAAAUCAAGGUCUGAAAUUUACAGUACAAAAAUGAGUGAGGAGAGAAGGAUGAUGCAGUCAGAAUGGAGGACUGAAGUAAAGCAAUUGGCCAGAAGAGCAGCCUCAGGAAGCUUAGAAUUUUGCUGUCCUUAUCCAGCCAGUGAAUGUACAUCUGAAAGUGAAGCAGAGAGUACAAAUGAAGCCUUUCAACACGUCACUGUUAGAGUCAAAGAAAGUCAAGACCAACAGAGAUAUAGGUGGCAGUCAGGUGAUAACGUUGAGCCUCAGGAUUUGGGCAGAGAGAAUAGAUCUGAAUCGGAGGAGAGUGAUAUGGAAUCUGCAUUGAGAAGUUCUGGAGGGAGAAGUUCCCAAUCACCAUCACAAGAUGAAAAAGCAGAGUCUGGCAUAGCCAUUCUUAAGAAUUCAGUCCUUCCUCAACAAAUCGAGAAUGUCUCUAGAGGGCGUUCAAGAGAAUUACCUAGUUCCUUUAAUUCAUGUUCUGAUGUGUCUGAAGAAUUCUUCACUCCUGAUUAUUUCCUUCCUUCUACUACUCAGACCUCAGAUGCUGAGGGCAAAUUAGAAGAUCCUUGUGGCCGACUUUUGCAGAAACAGUUACCUGAAGAUGCAGGAUCAGGAAUUCAGGAUUCAGGAGGAAAAACACUACUCUGCAGCACAGCGGCGCAGAAUUUUGGCAGUAGCAUGCUAGGAGUGAAUCAACUUAGUCAUAUGCCUGUAGCCAGUGUUGAAGCAGCACAAGAAAUAACACAGGAAGAAUGCCAAGAAAAGGAUGUAUCAGUGACAGAUAUUCACAAUUUGUCGAAUAUCCCCUAUGAGCAAGAUUGCUGCUACAGGGAUGUAGACUGUAAAACUCCCAGAGUGAGUCAUGCACCAAGGAGCUUCAGCACUCCACUCAGCUCAGAAGAAAAAAAUCCAGUAGCCUUUGAAAAAUACAAAUGCUGCCAUGAAGUAGCUUCAGAUUCUUCCUUUUGCGGUUCUGAAGAGACCUCUGCAGCAUCCAGGAUAUUCACUACAGCCCAUAAGGAGGGAAAGAGCGCUGAGAUUCCUUCAGUUGCUUCAGGAGUUUGCUCAUCUGCACUGAAUCAACCUGAUGGGUUGCCAGUUCCCUCAUCCUUGAGAGGAACCAGAAAGGCAUCUGCACUCUCACAGGCAUCUAACCACUUCACUGAUGAGCUGCCUCCACCAGCCCAAGAGCUGCUGGAUGAAAUUGAAUAUUUAAAGCUGCAAGAUUCCGUUGCUCAAGACUUCGAAGAAAAUGGGUUGUAUGAUUGUGGAGUGCAAAUAAAUGUUCCCAAUCAAAUUCAAAUGGAAGACAGAGAGUCAAAAGAAGAAUCUGAGAGAAAUGAAGGAGAUCAUAGUUUAUGGACUAAGGAGUCAUUUAAUCUAUCGGAGGAAACAGAAAGGGCUCACUCUAGUCUUGAUGGUAUUUUAGAAAGGAUGAUCCGUGCAGUUCCUGGGGAUGAGGAGAUCCAAGAACAACCUCACGAACAUGCUCUUUGGGCUGCAAGUCUGCAAGAUCCAGAAGAUGAUGGAAAAAAGGAGGGAGCUGGGGCCGCAGGCAGAGCACCAGGAAGCUGUGCAGGGAGUUCAGAAGGUCCUCUUCAUCUGUAAAAGCUACUGGAUGCUGUGCUGGGCAGUAUCACGUUUAUUAUAUUGUUAGCACUCAAUUUGUGGAGCUUGCACAGGCUAAGCUUUUGCUUUGCUUGAUUUCUGGGUACUGUUUCUACCCUGUGGUUUUAAAGGAGAGGAAGCUGCUCUAGGCUUAAGUUGUCCAGAGGAAAUUUUCCAGUUUUGAGGGGCAGUUGAGACUGACAGCAUUGUGGACCAUUCACUGGGGUUGCAGAGUAUCUCUCUGCACAGUAUUAGCAUGAUGACUCUAUUUUCUGUCAGCCUUCUGGUGUGUGUUUUCCCUUGUUCAUUAAAUUUAACAAGGUAGUUUAUUGUUUUUUCUUAGUGCUUUUUUGAUCUAGUGUUGAACUGAUUUGACUGAUUAAGGGGAUUAAUUGCUGUGCAAAAAGCUAAUGAGAAAAAGGUGGAGUAUGAGAAGAUCUGGUUAGUAUUACAAAAUACUUGUUGUUUAAUUAAACCACACUCCUCGUAAAGGCCUCAUCCAAAAAACCACCAAAGUCCCUGCAUAUAAUUGAGGUUUGGAUCUGGAUUUUAAUGAGUACAGCAACUUUAUAGUUAAUUUUUCUUGUGAUAAAUGCUGUUGAGGUGCAAGAGGUGUGAUGACUGUCCCUGUCCCAGUCUACCUGACCAUGGGAUCACAGCUGCCUUUAGCUGGGUGUACAGCAUCUUGCCUUUCCAUUCGUGUUUGUGUAGGGAAAUGCUGCCUACCUGUAAGUGUUGGUCAGAGUUGUUAAACCAAAUUAAUAAAAGUUUCUAAGGUUA